Messenger RNA from Nomia melanderi (Alkali bee), 1399 nucleotides. RefSeq names its product NAD-dependent protein deacylase Sirt4 (gene Sirt4). The record is from RefSeq and is a predicted model, not a curated record. Gene Ontology annotation, molecular function: NAD+ binding; histone deacetylase activity, NAD-dependent. Gene Ontology annotation, cellular component: mitochondrial matrix. NCBI's taxonomy places the organism in Eukaryota, Metazoa, Arthropoda, Insecta, Hymenoptera, Halictidae.
AUAGAGAGGGUAACUUUCCGUCAGGGGAAUGUCACUAGAACGCCCGCGGGCACCGAUUUAGACAUCCUUGAUGUAGAUUAUUUAAAAGAACAGAUGAUUGUUUAACGUUACAAAAUUCAGGAUAUCACUGUUUUAUCGCGAAUCCAAAAUGAGACAACGAAAACUUGGUAUUGACAUUAAAUAAACCUUGGCAGUAUUUAAGAAAUAUUUCCUUAAUAAAUAUUAAUAAUUGUACAUAUUUUACAAUGACAUCUAUUUGUAGUGGAAUAAAUAAAAUUGUACAUAAAGUUGAAACAUCAAGGAAUUUAUUUAGAACAUACGCAACAGAUUUGACAUUUGUACCAAAAUGUCAACCAGUCAAGGACUCUGACAUAACGAGGCUAAAAGAAUUUAUUGACAGUCACAAUAAUAUAUGCAUAUUAACUGGAGCAGGAAUAUCUACUGAAAGUGGAAUUCCUGAUUAUAGAUCCCAAGGUGUUGGUCUCUAUGCAAGGAGCAAUCGUAGACCUGUACUCUACAAAGAUUUUUGCGCAAGCGAUUCUCUUAGGAAACGUUAUUGGGCUAGGAAUUACGUGGGCUGGCCUAGGUUUUCUAGUAUUGAACCUAACGAUACACAUAAAUUAUUAAAAAAAUUAGAAGAUACCCAAAAAGUUAGAUGCAUCAUUACUCAAAAUGUUGAUAACCUACAUGUAAAAGCAGGUAGUAGAAGAAUAAUAGAAUUACACGGUACAGCAUUCAGAGUAAUGUGUCUUAACUGUGAUCACAAAAUAUGUAGAUAUUAUUUGCAAGAUGUUUUAGAUGGACUUAAUUAUAAUAUGAGUGCAACUUCGCAAAUGAUAAGACCCGAUGGAGAUGUAGAUAUAUCAGAGGAAGAAAUAGAUAGAUUUAUUGUUCCUGCUUGUGAGAAUUGUGGUGGAAUUUUGAAGCCAGAUAUCGUAUUUUUUGGAGACAAUGUACCACGUCAGACAGUGGACAGUGUAAAAUACAAUGUUGAACAUUCUGAUGCUUUAUUUAUUUUGGGCUCCACAUUAACAACAUUCUCUGGGUAUAGAAUUGCAUUACAAGCCAGUAAUGCUGGAAAACCAAUAGCCAUAUUAAAUAUUGGACAAACAAGAGCAGAUGCUCUUGCAAAUAUCAAAGUAGAAGGUCGAUGCAGUGAUGUAUUGUCAAGAAUUUUUACAGUAGAUAAAAAAGCAGAAUGUAAAGAAUGUUAAAGAUCAAUUAAAUAUAACUAUAUUUUAGACUUAGUUCAUUGUUUUCAAAAAGUUUUCAUAACUAAUAAAGAAAAACUGUAUUUCAACUCAAAAUAGUACACACACAUCAGUGUAUUCAAUCUUAAAUAUUUCAACAUUUAUCUGAAAAUAUUGCAAUGUAAAUAAAUAUUAAAUCAAAUUAGAAA